Patiria miniata (bat star) is the source of this 1508-nucleotide messenger RNA. Its product is annotated as fibropellin-1-like. The coding region runs from base 119 to 976 and encodes 285 amino acids. Gene Ontology annotation, cellular component: extracellular region. The record is from RefSeq and is a predicted model, not a curated record. Gene Ontology annotation, molecular function: calcium ion binding; peptidase inhibitor activity. NCBI's taxonomy places the organism in Eukaryota, Metazoa, Echinodermata, Asteroidea, Valvatida, Asterinidae. The transcript is spliced from 6 exons.
GACUGGACUAUGUCAUGAUCACUUAUAUUACAAACAGUUAACAAGAAAAGAACUGAGUUUAGCGUUCUUGGUUUGGUUUUGUGGAAGAACUUUUAGAAGGAGAACUUGUGUUCGCAAGAUGGAUGCGGCAAUUUGUCUGAUGAUUGCUGUAAUUCUUACAGCAGGGGAAAUUUUGAAUGCAGACCAGUGUGUUUCCAGCCCGUGCAGCAAUGGCGGUACGUGCUACAACGAAUACGAGGGGUACGGCUGCCUGUGCCCGGCCGGUUACAGCGGGCCACGCUGUGAGCAAAGGCAGAACAGCGGAGGGAGGUUGGGUUUCUGCCCUGAUAUCACAGAUGACAGGGUCGGGCUGUGCGUCGAGGAUUGCACGGACGAUUCGUCCUGCCCAGCCCCGCUGAAAUGCUGUUCCAAUGGAUGCGGCCACGUCUGCACGGCUCCGGUCAUAACAGAGGACAUGAAUUGGUGUAUGUCCAACCCGUGCGGCAACGGCGGCACGUGCGUAUACAACAGGCAUGGGUACGGGUGUCUGUGCGAUGCUGGUCGAUUCGUCGGCAGUCACUGUGAAGAACCUGUUUUCCAAUCCCCAUCACCAUCGUCGUCAUCGUCGUUUCCUUCAUCCCUAUCAACACCAUCAACGCCAUCGAUAUCACCAUCACCACCAGCAACAUCGUUGAUAUCACCACCAUCUUCAUCAUUGUCUUCAUCAUCAACAUUGCCAGGAGACGACAACCCUGGUAGCCCCGAGGACGUCGCUGGUAACCAACAGCUGCCGACGGCCAUCAUUAUCGCUGCGGUUUGCAGUGUAAUAAUAAUUGUAGCGAUACUGGUGUUCACCGGGAUUUUCUUGUACCGAAGAAGAAAUCAAACGACCGACUCGGAUACCGUAUCCGUGGACAGCGGGAAGCAGAUCAUAAAGAAGGGUCCGGAGACGGGUCAGGAGCCUUGCUACAUGGAACAUGGACAUCAGAUGGCCUGAAGAUGGGAACCAGCCGAUGUCCUCCACCCCACAGUCUUUGCAGACAGAAUAAUUAUUUAGCCAUGCCGUUCUAUAUUCUGGUAUGUUGUUUCAAGAAAUUUAAAUUGAAUAAUAAGUAUGAAUUACUCAUGACUUCGCACUUGAUGAAUAUUUCAAUAGCGCCCUCUCCAAAAAUCAAGGGUAAAAGUGCUCGUCGCAAUUCACUUGGCCUGAGCUGUGAAGAGUCUGUUCAAUUUGCCUUUCAGUUUUGUAUACCAAUUCUUCCUGCGGCUGGGCGGGGUGUAUCUUUGGUAUAAUGGUCACCAAACAAACAAAGAAAGCUUUCACUGAUAUUUUUUUGUCAACUAAUUAUUUAGUAGGACAGGUUUUCAUGCUGCCUGUAUAAUAGACUUGUCUAAGUAUAGCAUAUUGUAUUUUCGUAUUACAUGUUUGUACAAAUAAUAUUUCUAUUAAUAUUUUAUAUAAAGCCAUUGAAGUUUGUAUUAAAAAAUUGUAAAAGAGAGUAUAUAAAUGAUUGUUUAGGAAAGUUUAA